ACGACCCCACGGGCACUACUUGCGGCAGUGUGGACUUUAAAGAGCCCUGCAUCUGCACAUUUACUUUUCUGUUCCUAUCUGGAGAACUUGAAACUCGCCUCGUGCUUCUCUUUGAUUUUCUUGUCGCCAGUUUUCUCUACGGUUAUAUAUACAAGAUGGAUCCCUCACAAGUCAAGAUCCCCGCGUUGGCGGACCUGACCAUCGACAACAUCACCGACAACGUGAUCAGGAUUAACUCGCUCAACCCGGAUCCACGUGCGAAGUACAUCCUCGAACGGUUAGUCGAGCAUCUACACGACUUUGCGCGCGAAACGAGGUUAAGCACGACAGAAUGGAUGGCGGGGAUUCAGUUCUUGACGAAGACGGGCCAGAUUUGCACGGAUGUGAGACAGGAAUUCAUCCUCCUCUCCGACAUCUUCGGUCUGUCGUUGCUCGUCGACAGCAUCGACCACCCCAAACCCCCGAACAGCACCGAAGGCACUGUCCUGGGCCCCUUCCACACGCACGAGGCCGAACACAUGAGCAACGGCGAUUUAAUGUCCAAAGACGACAACGGCGAGCCUCUUUUGGUGUUGUGCAAUGUGAAAGGUGUAGACGGUAAACCUAUCUCGGGAGUUAAGAUUGAUAUCUGGGAGACGGACAGCUCGGGGCACUACGAUGUACAGCAUGCAGAUCGUGACGGUCCGGACGGCCGCUGCGUGAUGACAAGCGACGAUGAGGGUGUGUUCUGGUUCAAGGCUAUUGUCCCCGUACCGUACCCGAUUCCGCAUGAUGGGCCGGUUGGACAAUUGUUGAAGAAAUUGGGGAGACAUCCUAUGAGGCCCGCGCAUAUGCAUUUCAUGUUUGAGAAGAGUGGGUUUGAUCAUCUCAUCACGGCAUUAUACCUCAAGAACGACCCGUACGAGAAUUCGGACGCCGUGUUUGGCGUCAAGAACUCGCUUAUCGUGGAGUUGGGCAAGGUCGAUAAAAAGACUGCCGAGAAGUACGGUGUCGAUGAGGGCAUCGCGUUGAUGACGUAUGAUUUUGUGCUGGUCACGGAGAAGGCGAGCUUCGAUUUGAGGGCCGAGAACUCGAAAAAAGCGCUGGAGAAAUUGGGACGGAGGGUCAAGAUCGUCGAGGGGUUGCCUGUGCCGGAUGUUGACUAGGGAAUUGUGCAGAGAUGGGCUGCCGAGGACGGCAGGGAUCGUGUAUAUCUGGGGUUUUGCCCAUGCCGGGAAGGAGAUGGUCGAGGACGAGGCAGAGAGAACAGGCAAGCAUAUCAGAGUGAUCAUGAGCUAAACGCUCAGUGAAAUGGGGUCUGAAAUUGUCC
Molecule: messenger RNA, 1309 nt
Organism: Exophiala viscosa
Lineage: Eukaryota; Fungi; Ascomycota; Eurotiomycetes; Chaetothyriales; Herpotrichiellaceae
Product: catechol dioxygenase
Exons: 3
Coding region: 156-1145 (329 amino acids)
Biological process (GO): catechol-containing compound metabolic process
Molecular function (GO): catechol 1,2-dioxygenase activity; ferric iron binding
Source: RefSeq, a predicted model, not a curated record